AUGGAGCAGAAUGGUGGCGUGAUCCUGAAUCGCACAUCAAUCCCAAAGGAUAGGGUGCACAGGGUAGCUAUCAUAUGCGGGGACCAGAAGCGAUUUGAAAUGUUCAAACGUGAGGUCACCAACUACAGGGAGUUUGGUUACUACUCGUGCUGGAAGGCGGCGGAGUUUGAAUACGACGGGGAAUACUUCCUGCUGGCUUGCCACGGAGUGGGCAGCCAGCCCACUGCGGUCUUGGUUAGGGAGCUCAUCGAACUUGGCGUGAAGUGCAUCAUUCGCAGUGGCACCAGCGGAACCUUCAUGCCGCAGAAGCAUGUCAUAGGGGACAUCUGCAUCUGCUACGGCUGCAUCAGGGGCGACUCGACCACCAGGAACGAUAUCGACAUCGCGUUCCCCGCCGCUGCGCACCCCGACGUCGUGGAGGCGCUCAGGAACGCCAGCGAGGAGCUCAAUGUGCCCACCCACAUGGGCCUGUGCUACACAACCGACCUCUUCUAUCGCACCGGAAUCCUCGGCGAGGACCCCAAGAUGCCGUUUGUGAAGUGCGGCGUAGCCAUCGAGGACACCGACAACUCAGCCAUGUUCACGCUCUGCAACAUAUACGGCAUCAGGUGCGGCGCCAUUUGCACGAUUGACGGGUGCCCGUUUGAAUGGGUGAUUGGCAACUACGGGCCGCACACUCCGCAGAUGGCCAAAGGCAAGGAGUUCAUGAUCAAGGUGACCGUCCGCGCGGCUGCGGAGGUGACGCGCCAAAUCAAGGCGGAAGAGGCGCAGGUGGCAGCGGCCGCCUGA
Messenger RNA from Babesia bigemina, 789 nucleotides. Its product is annotated as phosphorylase family protein, putative. Bases 1 to 789 code for a protein of 262 amino acids. The record is from RefSeq and is a predicted model, not a curated record. Gene Ontology annotation, cellular component: cytosol. Gene Ontology annotation, biological process: uridine catabolic process. NCBI's taxonomy places the organism in Eukaryota, Apicomplexa, Aconoidasida, Piroplasmida, Babesiidae. The transcript has a single exon. Gene Ontology annotation, molecular function: uridine phosphorylase activity.